This is a messenger RNA of Prunus armeniaca (apricot), 762 nucleotides long. NCBI's taxonomy places the organism in Eukaryota, Viridiplantae, Streptophyta, Magnoliopsida, Rosales, Rosaceae. The record is from the annotation of a GenBank genome assembly.
AUGCAAGCUUCCAACUUUGAACCAGCCCACAUGUCUAUUGCUUUAGACAGAAAUGGUGGUGGUGGCAAUAUGAUCCAACGGCCGAGGUUCAUCCACGGGAUGCCUUGUCCCUCGAUGUACGACUCGUCGGAGAACAAGGGCUUUGCUCAACAUCGUCGUUUGGAGCAGGACUUGGACUCUUGUAGUUCGUCUUCAGUUGGUCGGAAUAGUGAUUCGUCUAAUGGGUCAUCGGAGGGCGACGACUCUGGUGAGGCUGAGAUUCAGAGCUCGUAUAAAGGACCUUUGGACACCAUGGACCAGCUUGAGGAGGUUUUGCCUGUCAAGAGAGGCAUAUCUAUGUUUUAUAGUGGCAAAUCAAAGUCCUUCACAAGCCUGGAAGAUGUCUCGUCUGUUUCUUCUGUUAAGGACCUUGCAAAGCCAAAAAAUCGUUUUAUGAAGAAGCGCAAGAAUUUAUUAGCCCAUAGUAAUGAUAGGAAUUGCAAUAACCCUUUGAAGAAUAAUGGUGCAGUAAAGAGACCAACUGCUAACUCUAGUCGAGGUUCAUUUCUUCUUGCGGAGAAUUUGAGCAGCUCAAUUUCACCACCUCCUACUUCCUGUCUUCCACCUCUGCAUCCACCUCUACAUCCAGACAGUAAAAGAUCUCCUGGUAAUGGAUCAUCCCCACCUCCUCUUCGACGGAACUCUCCUUGGCGGUCGUUCUCUCUGUCUGAUCUACAGUGUGUCGCUGCAGUAACGCCUAACAUAACUGGCUUGGAAAUUUGA